Pseudogymnoascus verrucosus is the source of this 1638-nucleotide messenger RNA. RefSeq lists its product as uncharacterized. Lineage: Eukaryota; Fungi; Ascomycota; Leotiomycetes; Thelebolales; Thelebolaceae. The transcript has a single exon. Bases 208 to 1587 code for a protein of 459 amino acids. The record is from RefSeq and is a predicted model, not a curated record.
CUUACCAUAACAUUCAGCUGAUUGGUGGCAGAUCUGACAGCUGGAGAGAGCUGAGUAUCCCGUCCUUCCUCUCCUUCUGCUGCGGACACCCACGAGUCCUGGGUUCUUCAGACCUGUAUACAAUGCUCUGAUCCCCGUAUGCUCAUCCGAUCAUCGCAUCUUCAUUCAAUUUCAUCUAGACAUCUUUGCUAGUUCUUUCAUCUCACUAUGCAUUUAUUCAAAGUAUCUCUGUUGGGCUUAAACGUUGUUUCAGCGGUCAAUGGCUACACAACUGAGUUUGAUGCCAGCACUUAUGCAAAGGCAGAUGUUGUCAAUGUAGAUGUGGCCAUCAUUGGAGGUGGUGCAACUGGAACGUAUGCAGCGAUUACGCUGCGUGACCUGGGAAAGAGCGUGAUUGUCGUGGAGAAACAGGGAGAAUUGGGAGGCCAUACGGAAACGUACAUCGACCCAGCAACAGGCACCGCAAUUGAUUAUGGAGUCCAGCGGUAUGAAAACACGUCUGUCGCAACAAAAUACUUCGAUCGCCUUGGUGUCACCUACAAUGGGUCUCCAAUGCCCUCGUACACCAAUGCUACUGUCUAUACGGACUUUACCACCGGAAAGCCUCUGACAAACUUCACUCCAAGCUUCAACUUUGGGCCGUAUAUUACCCAGCUCGAGCGAUAUCCUUUCCUGGAAUGGACAAAAGAUCUUGCCGCCCCAGUAGAUCCCGACCUCUACUCUUCUUUUGGAGACUUUCUCGUCAAGUACUCGCUGCAAGAUGUUGCUUACAGCAUCUACAUGUUCUCCAGCACAGCGAUGCUCCAAUUACCCACACUGAACGUGAUCAGCAAUGUUGGACUAAAGGAGUUAGGAGUACACACUACUGCCAUCGGGGUUGUCAGUGAAAAGGGCAACCACAUCAUCUACAUCAAUGCCCUCAAAGUGCUUCAGAAAAGUGUUCUCCUGAGCUCUACCGUGACAUCAGCACGGCGCAAUAGUUAUGGGAGUCAACUCGUCGUUUCGACCCCCACUGGGAAGAAACUAAUCAACGCGAAACAACUUCUUAUUACCAUUCCACCCACUGCCAAGAACCUGGCUCCAUUUGUACUCGAUACUAAAGAAAACUCCAUCCUUUCGCACUUCGUAGCUGAGGGUCUUUGGCCCGGUAUUGUCAAAAUCUCUGGUCUACCCGCAGGCGUGACAUACAAGAAUGCAGCACCAGAGACCCUCUACAACCUCCCCACAGCACCAGCAAUCAACAGCCUAACUCCCACGGCCAUAGAAGGCUUUUACAGAUUCUAUAUGUUCAACGCCGAGCCUAUGCCUUACGCACAGGCUAGGGCCAAAACUCUGGCAUCAAUAAAGGCAUUUGCUGAUGCAGUGACUGGGGUAUCGACCGAACCGGAGUUGAUCGAGUUUGCAAGCCAUACUCCCUGGUAUUCAAAAUUCCCAUCUGAGGCUAUCAAGAACGGAACCUGGCAUGAACUUUAUAAGCUCCAGGGUUACCGAAAUACCUGGUAUGCGGGGAUGGAAAUUGUGUUGGGCUCUGUAGCGUUGUGGAACUAUACCUCAACAUUGAUUCCGGAGAUCGUUGCUAAGCUUUGAAGUUGAAGAGGAUAAUACACGGGAUAUCUUUAUGCAUUUGGAGGGCUAGAU